This is a messenger RNA of Coregonus clupeaformis (lake whitefish), 2371 nucleotides long. RefSeq names its product cadherin-4-like. Lineage: Eukaryota; Metazoa; Chordata; Actinopteri; Salmoniformes; Salmonidae. Gene Ontology annotation, cellular component: catenin complex; adherens junction; plasma membrane. Gene Ontology annotation, biological process: cell-cell junction assembly; cell morphogenesis; multicellular organism development. Gene Ontology annotation, molecular function: cadherin binding; calcium ion binding. The record is from RefSeq and is a predicted model, not a curated record.
AUGAUUGCAAGGGCCUGGGACUCUAAUCCCAGGGUUAUCAAGUUCACGGAAACAUCAAAGAACUCUUCUGCCAAUGGUCUGAGACGACAGAAGCGAGACUGGGUCAUCCCACCAAUCAAUGUGCCCGAAAACUCCAGAGGACCCUUCCCACAAAUGCUUGUCAGAAUCCGCUCGGACCAGGACCUGGAGAAAGGAAUCCGCUACAGCAUCACUGGAGCAGGGGCGGACCAGCCUCCCAUUGACGUGUACAGCAUCGACCCUGUGCACGGCAAGAUGUUUGUCACCAGACCCCUGGACAGAGAGGAGAGGGCCUCCUACCAUCUGCGGGCCCAUGCUGUGGACAUGAACGGGAACAAGGUGGAAAGCCCCAUAGACCUGUACAUCUACGUCAUCGACAUGAAUGACAACCGGCCAGAGUUCCAGAACCAGGUCUACAACGGUUCUGUGGCUGAAGGCUCUAAGCCAGGCACGUUAGUGAUGCAGGUGACAGCCAAUGACUCAGAUGAUGACACCACAGCCAAUGGGAUGGUGCGCUACAGGAUCCUGUCCCAGACCCCCCACAUGCCCAUCCCCAACAUGUUCACCAUCAACAGCGAGACGGGAGACAUCUUCACCGUGGCCGCGGGCUUGGACAGGGAGAAAGUGUCCCAGUACACCAUCAUCGUCCAGGCCACGGACAUGGAGGGGAACCUGAACUUUGGCCUGUCCAACACGGCCACCGCCCUCAUCUCUGUGACCGACAUCAACGACAACCCUCCCGAACUGACCGCCAGGACGUUUUCAGGGGAGGUCCCAGAGAACAGGGUGAAUGUGGUGGUGGCCAAUCUGACAGUGAUUGACAGGGAUCAGCCUCACAGCCCCAACUGGGCUGCCCAGUACCGCAUCGCCAGCGGAGACCCCCAGGGUCACUUCCUCAUCCGCACCAACCCUGUCAACAACGACGGCAUGGUCACUGUGGUCAAGCCGGUGGACUAUGAGCAGAACAGGGCCUUCAUGCUGACGGUGAUAGUCUCUAACAAGGCCCCACUGGCCAGUGGGAUCCAGUCUUCUCUCCAGUCUUCAGCGGGGGUCACCAUCUCCGUACAGGAUGUCAACGAACCCCCUGUCUUCCCCUCCAACCCCAAGUCCAUCCGUUUCGAGGAGGGUGUCCCUGCAGGCACCACACUCACCGUGUUCGCUGCCCAAGACCCUGACCUCUUCAUCCAUCAGAAUGUCCGGUACUCAAAGCUGUCUGACCCAGCUAACUGGCUGAGGAUCAACAGGACCAACGGUCAGAUCACCACCAUGGCUGUGCUGGACAGGGAGUCCAUGUACGUCAGGAACAACAUAUAUGAGGCCACCUUCCUGGCUGCCGACAAUGGCUCUCCCCCAGCCAGUGGAACAGGUACUCUACAGAUCCAUCUGAUAGAUGUGAAUGACAACGCUCCAGUGCUGAUGCCCAAGGAGGCCCAGGUGUGUGAACGCGCCAGCCCCCGCUCCAGGGUCAACAUCACAGCCUCCGACGCCGACGCUGACCCCCACGUGGGGCCUUUUGUGUUCGAGCUGCCUUCCUACCCCCCUAGCGUCCGACGCAACUGGACCGUCUCCCGCAUAAGCGGUGACUAUGCCCAGCUGAGACUGAGGAUUCCCUACCUGGAUGCAGGGGUGUAUGAUGUUCCCAUCAUCGUGUCGGACUCUGGGAACCCGCCCCUCUCUAACAGGUCCAUUAUAAAGGUCAAGGUAUGUCCGUGUGACGACAACGGAGACUGUACUACCACCGGAGCUGUAGCUGCCGCUGGACUGGGGACCGGAGCCAUCAUAGCCAUACUCAUCUGUAUCAUCAUACUGCUUAUCAUGGUGCUGGUGUUUGUGAUGUGGAUGAAGCGGAGGGAGAAGGAGCGUCAGGCCAAGCCACUGCUGAUUGACCCAGAGGAUGACGUCAGAGACAACAUCCUGAAAUACGAUGAGGAGGGAGGAGGAGAGGAGGACCAGGACUAUGACCUAAGCCAGCUGCAGCAGCCCGAGGCUCUGGACCACAUUAUCUGUAAACCAGCGGGGGUGCGCAGGGUGGACGAGAGGCCUGUUAUCGCUGAGUCCCAGUACCCCGUCAGACCCAGCCUGCCUCAUCCCGGAGAUAUCGGAGACUUCAUCAACGACGGUCUGAGAGCGGCAGACAACGACCCCACAGCCCCGCCCUAUGACUCCCUGCUGGUGUUUGACUACGAGGGCAGCGGCUCCACGGCCGGCUCUGUCAGCUCCCUCAACUCCUCAAGCUCAGGAGACCAGGACUACGACUACCUCAACGACUGGGGCCCCCGCUUCAAGAAGCUGGCUGACCUCUACGGCGGAGGAGACGACGACUGAGAGAGGGGUGGGGUGGGGUACGGAGGGA